Molecule: messenger RNA, 3093 nt
Organism: Trypanosoma grayi
Lineage: Eukaryota; Euglenozoa; Kinetoplastea; Trypanosomatida; Trypanosomatidae
Exons: 1
Coding region: 1-3093 (1030 amino acids)
Source: RefSeq, a predicted model, not a curated record
AUGCGGCCGUUGCUGAGUCUCCUCGGCGUGCCUGACGUCGUCGCCUCCGAGUUGGGCAUCAGCGACGACAGCGAGGAGGCAGCGGUAGCCGUUGUGCUGCGCCUCGACUCGGGACAACCGAAGCAGAUGGCGGGCUACGCUCACACAACAAUGCAACAGCGACAGCAUAAAGAGGAGCAGCAGAGGGAAAGCCUGUUGGCCAACUGUGUUCGAGGCACCCUGCGGGGAUCGGACGUACUGCAGUUCUGGACCGAAGUCAACCGCCCCGACGGCGUUGAGGGGCGCACCGCGAGUGAGUGGCUGGAGUACGUUGAAAGCGUGCGAGACGCGUAUGUGACGUGUGAACCGCUCUUCGCCUCGCUAGCCUAUAUGCUGCCGCGGCUCGACGAUACUGAGGCCACGCUUCAGAGCCGCCGCGCUCAUCGCACGCCUCCUAAGGAGCAGCGGCUGGUGCCGUUGGAUGUUAUCCAGCAGCAGUUGGAGGGCCUGCAGCGCGAGUUCCGCUGGACGCACGACGGCAUCGACGUGACGGGGCUGCGCGCCGACCUGCAGACCGCCCUCGCGCGCCGCCGCAUAACAAAGAGCCAGCUCUAUGAGAUUGAGCGUGCACGUCGCGAACAAAUCGAACAACAGAAACAGCAAGUGAAGCAACAACAGCCAGUGAUUAGUAACAUGCCAUCAGAGAUGACGCGGAUGGCGCAGUUCGAGGCCACGAUGCGCCUGUACAAGGGCGUCAUUGAUGAAGAUGUUGCCGCCAUCCGCAUAAGACUGCCGCGCCACCGGCCGUUCGCGGUACCGCAUAACCUCUUCCUCCGCACAGCACUGCACAAGGAUGUGAUGUGCGGUACAAACGUUUCUGAGAACAGUGAUGGUGAGGCGUCGCUGGUGCUGUUCGGCCGCGUAGAGGUGGUGGACGCGCCACCAUCGGUGGGCGCCACGCCUACGGCAAUCAAGCAGUGUGAGAUCGAGGGCGGUGUGCCGGUCAUUCACGUCAAUGUGAGUGGCACGACCUUCGCCCAGCUCGACCACUUCCCUGUUGACCGCGUGGUGCUGGAGGAGCUUCCGAACCCCAACCGCACAGACUCGACACCGGGCGUGGGCCUCACGCCGUGCUUGCAGCAGCUGCACGCCGGCAUGCGUGUGGCGAUGUCCCCGGCGACGCGCAAACACCUGUAUCUGCAGCUGUCUCCUUGCCCUGCCUUCCAGAUGCUGAGCCCGGCCGAGUACAACGAGCACCAGGACAGCGAGGUGUUGCAGCGAAAGCUGCAGCUGCCGCGGCUGCUCCGUGUUACCCUCCGCGGGGCGCUCGCAGAGGACAGCCACACACGCGGGAGGACAUCAGUAUCGUUUGUGGUAGAGGUGCGGCCAACGUUAGCGCGGCUACACCUGCGGCCACUGCCACCACGCGGUGAGGCCGCUGCGGCGCUGUCGUCGUGGCCGACCGCCAGUACCGGACGUCCGCUGCUGAUGUGUGAGGCCGACGUGCGACGCAGGGGCAUGGAGCUCGGCGUGGAACUCAUCGGCGACCAGUGGCAUGAUCGCGUGGGCGAAGAGAAUGACGAUGAUGGCUAUUAUCAUCAUGCUCCCAGGGCUGUUGCUGCCAAUACAGCACCAUUGCACUCGGUUGACCACCACGAACGUGGCCUCACCAGCAGCAGUGCCCCGCCUUCGCCAGAGGAUGGAUGGGGCGUGGGUGGCGGUCGUGCGCGACGCCGGUCGCCACACAAUGUGGCACUUGUGAACAGCUUCAGCAUUGUGGAGCACUACAGCCUUGACAGCGCUCACCACCUCUUCCUCAAACACGGCGGACUGUACCGCUCCCACUUUGUGAGCUACCUCUUCUCAAAGGUGCUUGCGGACCCGGAGAGCAUCCAUCGGCAUCGCUUCAUCCAUCGCUACAAUGACACAUUCGUGGGAGUCCGCAUUCCGGCAGAGCCGCGCAGCCAGAACGACCUUGAUAGCAGCGACGACAACACCGCCGUCAUGUUUGAGGGCGACUACCUUCCUCCGAUACGGCCUUUCAGCAGCAUUGAGGAAAUACUCUUUGCUGUGCCCGGUAUCGCGACGGAGUGCCGCGGGUGCCUGCUGGCCGACACGACAUACUUCGUGGCAGGUGACUUGACAGGGUUGUGGUCCUUCCCGCCUGCCAUGCUGCCGCCGCUGGACAACAGCUUGCUCGCCGCCCCAUUGCGCGUGCCGUUUUACACUGCCCUACGCGUACCGCGCGAGUGGCGAUUCACCACGAUGUGCCCCACCGCCGCGUGGGAGAGUCUACAGAGCGUGUGGCAGCACUGGCGGCCACCAGUUACGUUGCGCGGCGGCCAACCAUUUCUGCAGCUGGAGCUAGUGGUGUAUAGCUUGCGCGACAUGCUCGGCGGGGAGGUACCGUUGCUGAGGCGACCGACUGUGCUUCUCACAAGUACCCCACUGCCACUCAGCAUGUUGAUGAAGGAGAACCCCAGGAGGACGGGAAACCCAACCCUUUCAGAGCUUGUGUUUAAAGUCAACACAUCAGCGGCGGAACGGGCAUACGCGAUGAUGGCCGCCGAUUUUAUGCGCUACGGACGCAGGCACCUGCACACGGUGCAUGACUAUCUUCGCGAUGACCUCGGGAGCGGCGGCGCACUGGCGGUGAACGCCUCAGUCUUUCUGCAGGUGUGCGUGCCACCCACCGCUGCAGUGCAGGAGUCACAGUGCUCUAUUGUGAGCCUCACGCACAGUCUCCUUGUAAUGGAGGAGCCACAGGCUGCGUCGUACUACGUGCAGCUGCGCCGCGGUUCGUGGGGCUCGAUUCUCAACCCAGCGGCACUUCUGCACCACGCCGGCACUGCAAUGGUAGGUUUCUUCGUGUUCCCUCGCCUGCCAGCGGUGCGGGGGGCGCUCGCUGCUGGCGGCACACGUGACCUGAGGACCGCGCGCAUUGGCAUAAGCGUGUCACUCUUCGUGGCACUGGUGUUUCUGUAUCACAUGGCGGCACGGCUCUGGGCAGUGACAUGGACACUGUUGUGGGCGGCACUAUUCUCCCUUGUGCCGGAAGUGACUGUGGGAAUGUACUGUGUGCUGCACUUCCUCUUCUGGGCCUUUGCCAUGUGA